Dermacentor andersoni is the source of this 3258-nucleotide messenger RNA. Lineage: Eukaryota; Metazoa; Arthropoda; Arachnida; Ixodida; Ixodidae. The record is from RefSeq and is a predicted model, not a curated record.
UUGAAACCACGUAGGUUAGCUUGUUAUCGUAGUGCCUGAGAACAUUUAUGGUCAGGUAUGAAACGCAGGUAGCCGGAACGUUUGCAAUACUAAUUGAUAUAAAUGUCCGUUGGGCUGCAAUCUCCAAAUUAACCGUUUAUCAAUUGCAUGCGAAUAUUUUCGCGAGUUACACGGGGGCCGUUUGUCUUUUUCCCCUUUCUAGGUGACAUAUCCGCGGCAAGCAGUCACGCCAACUUGCGAGCCAAGUGGCACUGUAGGGUUGGCUUCCCCCAACCAUGGACGACCAGUCGAAGCAGUCCGAACGCCCGCGCCGAAGCUCCUCGGAAGCUGGAAUAUCAGGUGACAAAGGGGCCAAAACAGCUCCACUUCCUUCGGCACCGGCAAAGUCUCUCGCUCCUACUGCAACAACCGAGAAGCACAGGGCGGGACCCCCAUUGCUCCCGGACAGCAGCGGGCCUCCGCCUACAGCCAAUGGAAUCCCUGCUGCAAGUCAGGUUCCGACAGUAGAGCCUCCCGAUCCAGCAGGCGUACGCCAGCCGGCGGCUGGUCCUAAAGAUGGAGCCAAACAGCACGUAGACACUGGUACCCAAGUUUCGGCCACGACAGCGCAAGGUCGAAUCUGGCGACGCCGCCGAAAGAAGCACUCUUCGCGUAAGUCGAGGAAGGUUACGGAAGCACAACCCGAUUCAACUUCGCGCCGAGAGAAGAAGCGUCGCUCUAAAAGGCGCAAAUCAAAGGCGGCCGCCGCCGAAGCUAGCGCUGUAGCCGCUAACGAAAAGCGACAGCCUGGCGCAGUUGCAACACUCACCGCCGCAGACGCUCAAGGCAAUACGGGUGAGCAACCGGCAGCAGCGCAAACCGUCCAAGACUCACAAACUGCUGACGUUGGCGGUGACAACGAACAUCAGCAGAAGGAAGGAAGCGAAAGUUCCUAUUCGAGGCCGAACGACCGGUCUCGAGAGUCAGCAAGCCACGCAGAUAGCCCGUGCGAUGCCGCCAAACCAGGCACUGUCGGUGCCGAACAAAUGACUAUAGAAGCGUCCGAAGGCCAAAUAGAAAGCGUAGCUUGCGGUAGAACGGAGAGCAACAAGACAAGCAAAUCUCGCGGCACAGUGACGGUGCGUUCGCCUACCUUAACGGCACAGCCACCUUACGUCAAGUGGAGACAUGGCGGUGGAGCAGCAAAGGCGUCUGGUGCCGACGAGGGAACUGCCUUCGAACGCCACGGCAAGAGAAGGUUGUCUACGUAUUCUUACACUACGCUGCAGGAGCUGGCGACUUCGCUGAAGACCUACACGACGCCGGCGCGAUUGGUCACGGUCAGCCAGCGGUCCAAUCCGGAGUCUCAGAACCUCGACAACGAGAUGAAGUACCUGCCGUUCCUGCUCCUGUUCGCGGCCGUGUUCGUGUCCAUCGUGGCGCUCCUCUUGUGGUUCAUGGGCGCCACGUUCCAGCACCACGCGCAGGGCGUCUGCGUGUCCCACGCGUGCGCCGAACUGGCGGCGGCGUUCGACGGCGUGCUCAACUACAGCGUAGACCCGUGCGACGACUUGGACGCGUUCGUCUGUUCCAAGGGUCUGCGCCAUGGAUACGGAGCCAGAGGCGGAGGCCGCGGUGCGCUGAGCGUCGUCGAGCAGGUCAUCCGGGACUACGAGCUGCAGAUGGUCAAGCUGUUCGUUGACGGGGACACCGCUUUCGCGGCGUCCGGAAUGGUGGCAGAGUUCUUGCAGGAGUGCAGCAAUGGCCGCUACGAGAAACCGCCGUCCGUCGAAAGCUUCCGCGAGUUCUUCGAGUACGUGUCGGUGCCGUGGCCUUUCGACCCGCCAGGGGGCGGCGGCAGCAACAACGGCAGCGCGGAAGAGGUGCAUCCCUUGGAGGCCGUCCUGGACCUCAGCCUCAAGUGGGGCGUCGACACCUGGUUCCGCGCCUACGUCCACGUGGUGGGCCGCGCUCGGCUGUCCUCCAACUUCAGCCACUUGCCGGCACUGUUCAUCGAGAGUGUUGAAAAAGUCAUCCUGGUUUCCAUCGCACACGGUCAAAAGAGCCUGGGAGCAUUCGACUCGUUCCUGCUUUUGGAAAGGUUCGCGGGUGGGGAUGAGCUUGCGAGUGGUGCCUCUGCCCCGCGUGUUUUAUCUACACAGACGGGUGCGCGGGCUUCGUCGUGGCUCAACUUCGUGCGGACUCUCGAUUCCAGCGACAGCCGCGGGAAGUACUACAGGUUGUUUUACUCGCACUACAAUGCCACCACACCGGAGCCGGAAAGCAUUGCGAGAGAGCUGGCCGUCGAGAAAGACGUGCUCGUCGCACUGGACGCCGCACGAUCGCCCGGAACCGCACCCAGGGCCGUCGUCGCCUCCAUCGCCACUAUCGCGGACGCCGUUGCCAACACCACCUUGGAGAACUGGCUCAACCCUGUCGUCGACGCGCCCGGGGGCCGUUCAGCGGACUCCAGUACGAUGGCAGCCGUGCAAGACGUGCGCGUUCUGCGUGCCAUCCAGCACCUGACGAGCACUUACACCGCGGCGGUUCUGAUGAAGCACCUGUCCUGGUGGUUGGUGCAGAUUCUCACCGUGAUCGGCUGGCCCCAGGGGUACGUGGCGAUUGCUGGAAGUCAAGAGGUUAUCACGUGGCCACCUGACAUGUACGAAUCCAAUGCUACGCUUUCGGCCUUGUACGCGGGCUUCUGCAGCAUGUGCAGCGAAAGCGCCGAGUCCAAAGGCGGCACAGCAGCGGAGGCGCCGCCGACCAAGUCGACCGUGCGUCCCCUGCUUAUGGACUACUGGUGGCAGGUCAGCAGGAAGUUCUGGGACCUGUCCCUCGAACAGCGCGAACGCAUGCAGUGGCUGUGGCAGGAGCACCAGUUCGAGCUCCUGCGCUACGAGCCGUGGAACAACCGCAUGCGCGUGUCUCACGCUGCCCUGAGCAGCCUGCUCUACCGCCCGGAGAGCACCGCCCGGCGCCCGGCCAACUACGGCGGCCUCGGAGCGGCCUUCGUGCUAAACGCGCUGCAGAUGUUCGAGCUACCGGUUAGUGCUGGGACGAGCGCCUUUCUUUACUCCGCGAGAGUGCGAAAUUCGGCCAGGACUGAUCUACGAUGGCUAUUCAAGUAUACGCGAAUAGCCGAACCGCGUGAUGUAUGUACGGGGCUGGAUGGAUGGAUGUAUGUUAGGAGCGUCCCCUUUGGAACGGGGUGGUGGGUUGCGCCACCAAGCUCUUGUUGUGUUGCCUGAUGCCUGAAAGAAGAAAAGAAAAAGAAAG